AUGGCAUCGAGUAUUCUGUUAGCAAUUCUAACUGUGCUAGUUGCUUUAACCAAUGCAGCAAGACUGCCUCCAACAUCAGACCAGACAGCUUUGAUGGCUCGGUACAUUGUCAACGAAGCUGAAUGGGCUUCCAUUGCAACUGUGAGUGUACGAAAUAACUCGAAGGACUAUCCAUUUGUUACUCUGAUUUCUGCAAGCGACGGUGCUGUGGGACAAGGUACUGGUGUUAUAUAUAUGCUUAUGUCUCCAUACAGUUUCGCCGGACAAGAUCUCGAAAAAAAUUCUCGGGUUACCAUGAUGAUGUCUUUGGCACAGGGUAGUUUUUGUAAAGAUAGGGGCUACGAUCCGAUGGAUCCUCGUUGUGCUCGAGUCAUUUUCACAGGAACCGUUAAGAAGAUAAAACAUACAGACGCAGAAUACGAAACGGCGAAGUCAGCAUUGUUCACGCGUCACGUAGCGCUUUCUCACACGCCGAAACGCUUUGAUUACUACUUCGCCAAGCUGGAAAUCGAGACUAUUGUUGUAUAUACCCAAUUCGGUUACCCACAAUCCAUUGAUGCCAAGGAGUAUUAUUAUAUUGAUAAAAAUAAUAUCAAUCCUUAUGCUCGUCGUUACAAAUGA
Molecule: messenger RNA, 621 nt
Organism: Phymastichus coffea
Lineage: Eukaryota; Metazoa; Arthropoda; Insecta; Hymenoptera; Eulophidae
Product: protein CREG1-like
Exons: 5
Coding region: 1-621 (206 amino acids)
Source: RefSeq, a predicted model, not a curated record